CCGACCUCUUCGCCUUUGAAAACCCUGUUAAUCAACCCCCGAUUGACCAAUGGCGACCUCCACCAUCACCACAGGCAUUGAGCUCACAUCGCCGGCCAGCGGCAUCAACGCCGCCAGCUCAACGUCCAUCACCCAGCGCGAUGCCGCAUCUUCCCAGCCCGCCUCCCGCCCCGCCUCAGAAGACGACCCCGUCCUCGCGGCGUCGCGCCUAGCCGACAGCUCCGUGCCGGACGGCGGCUACGGGUGGGUGGUGGUGCUGGGGUGCGCGGUGAUGACGUACUGGUUCGUGGGCAGCUCGUACUGCUGGGGCAUCAUCCAGGCGGCGCUGGUGAAGGACGGCCUGUCGUCGCCGGCCACGCUGUCCUUCGUCGGCUCGCUCUGCAUGGCCCUCAUCUCCGCCCUCGCCAUUAUUAAUGGCCGUGUCACGCGCGUGCUGGGUUCGAGGCGGACCGGCAUGCUCGGCGUUGCCUUCCUCGGCGUUGCUGAGCUGAUGAGUAGCUUUUCCGUCACCAAUGUUGCGGGCCUGUUCGCCACCAACGGGCUUGUCCUGGGGCUGGGGAUGAGCUUGUGCUUCAUGACCGUGUCGGUCACUCCCGCCCAGUACUUCAGCCGCAAACGCGGACUGGCCAACGGCAUCGUCUUCGCCGGUGGUGGCCUGGGAGGCGCCGUGACCAGCUUCUGCCUCGACAGCCUGAUCGAGAAUUUCGGACCCGCUUGGACGUUUCGGGUUCUCGGGCUCGCCACACUCGUCACCGGGCUGCCGGCGGCUUGGCUGGUCAAAGAAAGGAUACCGAUCCGAACGGGCGGCUUUGUGGAAUGGAGCCUCUUUAAGGACGUCGGCUUCUUGCUCGUCUUUUCGGCUGGCGCAGUCGGGACCUUCCCGCUGCUAGUUCCUCCCUUCUUCCUCCCGCUCUACAGCCGGGCAAUUGGGCUCUCUUCGAGCACCGGAGCCGGGCUCCUGGCAGGAUUCAACUUUUCCUCCGCCGUCGGGCGCAUCAUGUGCGGCUUGCUUUGCGACAGGAUCGGGGCGCUCAAUACCCUAUUCAUGUCUCUGAUGCUCAGCGCAAUCAGCAUGCUCGCCCUCUGGCCUGCCUCGACCACGCUUGCCCCCCUCGCCGUCUUCGUCAUCAUCAAUGGCGCGGCAAACGGCGGAUUCUUCUCGACCAUGCCCACUGUCGUUGGGAACGUCUUUGGCUCUGCAAGGGUGUCCGUCGCGAUGGGCAUGGUCGUGACAGGGUGGGGAGGAGGUUACUUGAUGGGUGCUCCAAUUGCAGGAUAUCUCCUCGAAGCCUACGGAGGUGCAGACAAAGGCCUUGAAGCAUACCGACCCGCCAUGUUCUACGCCGGCUCGAUGGCGCUUGCUUCUGCAGGUCUCGUAGCUCUCAUGAGGUUUCGCAUGAGCCCCCGUCCUUUGGCAAGGUACUGAUACGAGACUUGUGGGCAAGGAUGCCCAGGGGAAGCCCUUCCUACUUACUGAGGGUGGCACAAUUUUCCAGGAAUGACAGAAUUACAUUCAAUGUCUUCUUAAUAAGUCCCAAAAGUCUAGUCA
Phialemonium atrogriseum is the source of this 1549-nucleotide messenger RNA. Its product is annotated as Aspyridones efflux protein apdF. Gene Ontology annotation, molecular function: transmembrane transporter activity. Gene Ontology annotation, cellular component: membrane. NCBI's taxonomy places the organism in Eukaryota, Fungi, Ascomycota, Sordariomycetes, Cephalothecales, Cephalothecaceae. Gene Ontology annotation, biological process: transmembrane transport. The transcript is spliced from 5 exons. The record is from RefSeq and is a predicted model, not a curated record. The coding region runs from base 50 to 1426 and encodes 458 amino acids.